UCUUUUACGGCUAUUUGAAGUCUUUUUUGUAAAUAAAUAUUAAAAACUUAUAUAAAUUAUAUAAAUAAUUAAAAAAAUAUAUAUAAAGUUAAAUAAUAUAAUUAAAAAAAAUGUAAAACUAAAUAAAUUAAGUUUAUAAUUAUAAUAUUUAAAAUAAUAAAGAAUCGAUAUAAGAAAUGAAAUAAAACUGUCCUAAGGAACAAUAAAAUAAAAUGGAUUUAAUUAAUAUUUGUGUAGUAUGCUUGAAAAUUGAUGGGAAAUUGUACAGUUUUAAUAAACGCAACUAUUUGUCUGAGUUUUACAGAGAGUUAUGCGAUGAAACCAUGGACAUUUCUAACAGCUCAUUACAGCUGUGCUCCAUUUGUGCUUAUUUAUUGAAGAAGUUUUACAAUUUCAAAAAGAAAUGCAGCAGCUCCCAGGAGAAAAUACGGCAGUGUUUCGAUUCGGGGCAAAAGGUAUCAUCCCUCAGUACAUUUUCAUCCCCAUCUUUAAAUUAUUGGAUAGAGAAUCUAAAUAAAACUGUUAUAUACAGAAAUAUGAAUGAUGCAGAGAUAUUAAGCAAUAACAUCAACACAGAAAUGUACAUUUCAUACAUGAAAAUUGAUGAGAACUCGCCCGAUGAUCCGGAGAAGAGCCUCAAAGUGGAGAACGAAGAAGAAGAAUGUGAUAGAGUGAAGGAUAUCGAAGCCAACGAGCUAGAAUUGAAAACGGACGUUCAAGAAGAGUUAUCGGACGAUAUUUUCGAGUCCUUAAGUCCCAUAGUUGUUUUUACAAAAGAAGAAAUUAAUAUUGUUCCAGACGUCAUGCCUGAAUUAAAAGGUUCCCUGGAGACGAAUAUAGAAGUGAGCAAAAAGAAGGGGAAGCAGAAAGUAAAACAGAAGAAGGACAGAAUAGAAGAAUUAAAUAUAGAUAAACUGAGUUUACACAAGAGAAGGAAACUGUUGAGACAAAUAAAAGAGAAGCCAAGCUUAACGGCCAAAGAUAAGCAGCUGUUAUUCAAGCUGGACAAACGGUACAAGCCCCUGAAGGAUCUGGAGAAUGACUUCAACGUGCAAAUGUAUUUGACUGAGGAGGAGCAGCUGGAGGAGUUCUACAGGAGGAGGUCUGAUGAUGGCUACGUGAAGGCCGAGUACAAGUGUGAGAUAUGCUAUAGGGGAUUCAAAGAGCAGAAGUUAUUGGACACUCACAAGUUGAAACACGAGCCAUCAGCCGGCGAGUAUGUAUGUAGGAUUUGCAACAUACGGUGUGCGACGUCGAAACUGCAUCGGACGCACAGGGAUUCCAACCAUACGGCCAAGUACACGUGCAAGAGUUGCUCCUUCGUCACCUACAGCAAGGCACAAGCCCGGAAACACCAGAGCUGGCACGAGGGCGUGGUGCACACGUGCCAACAUUGCCAGAUGAGUUUUAGGAAGCACACGACCCUGCUGAGUCACCUGCGGCUGCUGCACCCGUCGCCGCACAUCUGCAGCGUCUGCGCCAGGAGUUUCGUCAGCGCCAAUGGACUCAGGCAGCACAAGACUGUCGCGCACAAGGAACAGUGCGUGAGCGACAAGGAGGGCACCAGGUGUGAGGAGUGCGACAUAGUGUUCGCGUCGCGGAAUGUCUACACGCGGCACGUGCUGACCACGCCCAGACACGCGGACGCCGCCAAGUCCAUCAUAGGCUGUACAGUUUGCGGUGAACAGUUUGACACUAGAGAGAUGCUGGAACAGCACUCCCAUAAAGAGCCCAAGAGGGGGGGAGACAGGGUGAAGGACUUGAAGUGUAGCGAGUGUGGAGAGCACUUCACCCACUCGUCGAGCCUGUACCACCACUUCGUGAAGGCGCACCCCGGUAUACCGUACCGCCUGGCCGGCAGCCGCCAUCUGCUUUGCGAGACCUGCGGCAGGACUUUCAAUUGCGUGGGCUCGCUGGUGUCGCACGCGCGGUCGCACAGCGGCGAGCGUCCGUUCGCGUGCGACGCGUGCGACAAGACCUUCCGCACCAAGCAGACGCGCGACAAGCACGCCACGCGGCACGACCUCGCGCGGCGCCACGCCUGCCGCGUCUGCGGCAACCUUUACAGCAACAAGACCAACCUUUUCCGACACAAGCAGGUACACAGCGGCAUCCGCAAACACCGGUGUGACAUGUGCGACAAGUCGUUUGUGGACGGCUCCAACCUCCGCCAGCACGUGCAGGGGGUCCACUACAACAUACGGAGGGUCCGCAAGAGGUAGACCCCUUUAGUACCCCAGGGUUCCGGUAUAAUAUAGCAAGGGUCCGAAGAGAUUCCUCUAGUACUAUAGGGGUCUGCUACCGCAAACGCAAGGGCCAGAAAAAAUAGGCCCCUUCAGUACCCCAGGGUUCCUAUACAACACAUAGGUUUCACCACAGAUAGAUUCCUAAGGGGUACAAAGGGUCCGCUAAAAUAGGACCCCCUCCGUACCCUAAGGAAUUCGCUACAGCAUAUUCAGGGUACACGGAUUAGAUGCAAUGCUUUUGAAUAUCGACCGCAUAUAAACAUGCGCAGUAUUACAAAAAGCAGUAUAUAAAUUUAAAAAAAAUUAAAGCAUUAUCUUGACUAGAAGCCAGUUACGAGGUAGACAGAGAAAUGUAAAUACGUACACGCAUAAAUUUAAUAUUAUGCAUUAUGUAGAAAUAUAAAUAUAUAAAUUAAUAAAAAUGUUAUU
Messenger RNA from Galleria mellonella (greater wax moth), 2675 nucleotides. RefSeq names its product putative zinc finger protein 66. Gene Ontology annotation, molecular function: zinc ion binding. The coding region runs from base 213 to 2222 and encodes 669 amino acids. Lineage: Eukaryota; Metazoa; Arthropoda; Insecta; Lepidoptera; Pyralidae. The record is from RefSeq and is a predicted model, not a curated record. The transcript is spliced from 13 exons. Gene Ontology annotation, cellular component: nucleus.